GAACUUCCCGUCCAUCGGACAAUCCAUCGAUCAGCAUCACCAGGCCGCCAAACCCCACCACGCUCAGUUUCCGAACCGCCAAACCGCCAAAAUGCUGCCCCGCGCACUCCUCGCUCCCUUGCGCCAAACCCUCCUCGCCCGCCCCGCGCUCCCCACCCGCUGCCUGCACACCCACACCCACACCACCGCGCGAUCCACACCCCAACGACCCAGCAUAACGAGUCUCGUCGCGCGAUUCAAUGGCUUGCGGGUACAACCACUAUUGCAGACGCGCGGGAUGAAGGUGCGCAGCUCGGUGAAGAAACUGUGCGAUGGGUGUAAGAGCGUGAGGAGGAAGAAGGGCCGAUAUGUGUAUAUCAUCUGCAGCAAGAAUCCGAAGCAUAAGCAGAGGCAAGGAUGAGCGUGAGAAGUGAUGGAUGUUGAGAAGAUUGCUGAGUCGUGAGAUGGUGGAUGAGGGUUUGAAUCGAAGAGGAGGAUUUGUAUCAUAUGUAUACACACCGAAAGGCAUCGAAGGCGUUUGGGCACAGUCAAGUUGUAGGAAGAUCACCGCUACAACGUCACAUACCCAGCAUUUGCAAGAAUGGGGAACAACACAACUCGAGUU
Molecule: messenger RNA, 604 nt
Organism: Dothidotthia symphoricarpi CBS 119687
Lineage: Eukaryota; Fungi; Ascomycota; Dothideomycetes; Pleosporales; Dothidotthiaceae
Exons: 2
Coding region: 92-400 (102 amino acids)
Biological process (GO): translation
Cellular component (GO): ribosome
Molecular function (GO): structural constituent of ribosome
Source: RefSeq, a predicted model, not a curated record